Molecule: messenger RNA, 1616 nt
Organism: Calliphora vicina (urban bluebottle blowfly)
Lineage: Eukaryota; Metazoa; Arthropoda; Insecta; Diptera; Calliphoridae
Product: transcription factor Ouib-like
Exons: 6
Coding region: 115-1356 (413 amino acids)
Biological process (GO): regulation of transcription by RNA polymerase II
Cellular component (GO): nucleus
Molecular function (GO): RNA polymerase II cis-regulatory region sequence-specific DNA binding; DNA-binding transcription factor activity, RNA polymerase II-specific; zinc ion binding
Source: RefSeq, a predicted model, not a curated record
GUUUUUCUCUCUAUGUAAAAAAAAAUCAAUUUGUUUUAGCAAAUAAAUAUAUUAAAUAAUUUGAAUUUCAAUCCUAACACAAUAAUAAUUUAAAUUUCAAAAAUUGUGCAAACCAUGCCGGUUAGUAAACUGUGUCGAAUUUGUUUACAAGAAGAUAAAGGACGAUCGGGAAUGCAACCAUUGUUCGAUGAAAAAAAUGCACGCUGUGCUGAAAUAGUACAGCGCAUUGAAGAAUGCGGAGGAAUAGUGCUAAAACAUCAUGAAGAAUUUCCAAAAAUGAUUUGCCUGCAAUGUUUGGCGUCUUUGAACACUUCAUAUAAGUUUCGUACGUUGUGCCAGGCAAGUGAACAUGCUCUAUUGGAUGCUAUAGUUAAGUCUGAAUUGAAAACGGAACCUGUGGAUAAUGCUGCUGCUUCAUCGAGUAAUUCGAAACAAAAAGCUCUGGUCGAAGUGGAUGAAGAGGACGAAAUGUUUUUUGAUUUACGACCUGAUUACAUUGAGGGUCAGAUGGUCGAUUUCGAUGAUAUAAAUGACUCCAAAGCCGAGUUUAUUGAUGAUGAUGUUGGCGACGAUGAUGACAAUGAAUUUUUUGGCAUUGAAGAGAUCGAUUUGGAUGAAAUCGAUGGUGAAGAACAUUUGGAUGAUAGUGAUUCAGACGAUGAAGAGAAAAUAUUUGAUGGUGAAUUUGUUUCGAUACCUAAAAAGAUCAAAACAGACGCAAAAGCUAAGAAGGAGAAGUUGGAUGCAACAAAAACAGGUGAGGACAGCAAAGAAAAGGUCAAACGUGGUCGGGGUCGCAAGAAAAAUGAAGCAGAAUCUGAAACGAAUAUAUGCGAAAUUUGUGGCAAUAUCUAUUCAAAACGUAGUUUGUUAAAUAUGCACAUGAGACGUCAUAGAGCGGAAAAACCAUUUGAAUGCGAAAUUUGUGGCAAACACUUUACCUGCCCCUCAGAAAUAGGUAGACAUAUACGUAUUCAUACGGGCGAAAAACCUUAUGUGUGUCGUUUUUGUGGCCGCACAUUUGCUGAUCGCAGUACAAAUAUUAAACAUGAAAGAAUCCAUACAAAUGAACGACCUUUUGUUUGUCAAACCUGCGGUAAAUCCUUUACUUAUUCGAAUGUCUUAAAGAAUCAUAUGUUAACGCACACAGGAGAGAAACCAUUUCCUUGCAUUCCUUGUAAUAAAACAUUUUCCCGUAAACAUCAACUGGAUCAACAUCUGAGUACAAUAACCCAUCAACAAACAGUCAAAAAUUUAUUACCCCAACAAACUGUAGUCUCCGAUGAUUCGGUACAUGAAUUUACCGUACAACUAACAAGUGAUAAUCAUCCUCAUAUAAUACGUCAACAACAUUGAUAAGCAAUUUUACUUUAUUUUUUUUUUUAAUUUUUUGAUUUAAACUAAUUUCUUAAUUUUUAUAUAUUGUAUAUAAAUAUGCUAUAUACUACGUAUGUAUAAUUGAUAUCAAUCUAUGUAUAUACAAAAUCAAAAAUUGUCAUAGAAUGAUUGUUUAAGAUAAUGUUUAUGCUUUAACUGAUAUUUAAUUUUAUUUUUUUUAGAAUUAUGAUCUUUUUAUAGCAAUAAAAGAAAAUCAUAUAUAAUGUAUGAACUAAGUU